Messenger RNA from Ctenocephalides felis (cat flea), 1311 nucleotides. RefSeq names its product putative mediator of RNA polymerase II transcription subunit 26. The record is from RefSeq and is a predicted model, not a curated record. Lineage: Eukaryota; Metazoa; Arthropoda; Insecta; Siphonaptera; Pulicidae. The transcript has a single exon. The annotation marks the transcript as partial.
GUCAUUUUCCUGGCGUUGCUGGUGGCUUGUACCACUGCCAAGAAAGUUCCCAAAGGCAUCUCCAAAGCUGACAAAGAAUUUUUACGCGCAGUCGAAAAGCAGUUCCAGUUAUACGGAGAUUCCUUAAAAAUCCAAGUCAAAAGAGAGAACAUUACAUCAAGUGAGCCAGGAAAAGGAAAAAGAACUGUCGAAUCCAGCUAUGGUUAUGGUUUCAAUGGAGGAUCCCACCAACAAAACAGUUAUCACUUCUCACAACCAAAAUUUGAAGUGUAUCCUUACUCUCAGCAUGAUCUAGUGCCCCAAGCACAUCAUAUUGAAGCUUACAAAAGGUUGAAUCAUGGAUUUAAUUUGCAGCAGAACCAUGGAAGUGGUUAUAGCACACAUUCUCAAAUUCAGGACUUUGGUGGACACCAAUCGCAUGGUGGGCACCAAUCAUAUGGUGGACAUGAAGAUCAAACUGUACCAGUUAUUGUUCUUCGAGUUCCUGGUCCACCAGCCUACGCUGCACAUUUGCAAGCUUUGCUGCAAGCCUAUAUUUUAUCUAGGACUGAACAAUUGAGACAACAACACAGAACUUUAUCACAAAGUUAUGGUACCCCAUUAGCAGCACCGUUGUCUCAUUAUGAACCAAGUCAUAAACAGCACGUGCAAGUUCAUAAUGUGGAACAGUCAAACCAAGUUCUUGAACAACACGAAGUGCAGCAUCCCGUACAACAAUCCAAUCAUUAUUUACCAGUACAGGAAAACCAUCAACAGAAAGAAGUAGUUCAGUACUACCAAACCCAGCAACAAGCUCAUGAAGAACCAAGUGCUGAAUAUGGAGUUCCAGAGCAACAAGUGCAAUAUGUUGAUCAAGGCGAAGAACAAGUCCACCAACCUCAUAAUCAACAAUACACUCAGCAAGAACAAGUGCAAUAUGUACUUCCACAACAAAACUAUGCUUUACAAUACGUUUCAGGACACCACCAUCAAGCUUCUAGUUUACCAACUAACGAAAAUUAUCCAUCAGAAAGCCAUACCCAGGUAAUAUUUCCAACUCACCAACAAUAUUUAGCAACAAGACCUAAAUACGCCUACGUCCAUCAUGACAUCUCUGGUACCCAUGAAGAACCUCCAGCAUCUCCUGCUGCUCAAUACAGGGAAAGCAUGUAUUUGCCUCAUGUUGGUGGAGAAAAAGGUCCUUAUAACUACCAUGCCCAUACCCAACAGGAUGCCCAAGGAUCUGAACGAGUUUACUCAAGGGAACAAUAUAGGAAGUAUAAUCAAUUGAUAGCAAAACUACGGCGGGGUUUGACAACAAAACAACAAUAG